CUGCGCACUGACGGCUCAGCAAUGGCGGCGCCCGAAAAGCCUCUGCGGAGGCGCAGGGUGAGAGCCGCGGACCCGGGUCCCGGGCCGUCCCCGGACUCCGAGAAUGAUCAGUCCGGCUGCGCCGAGGAUCUCUUCGAGGGCACCUUCUGGCUCACCCGGAUCGUGCUCCUGAGGUCCCUGGCUUUCGUCUACGGUGUGGCCUUCCUGGUGGCUCUGUGGCAGAACAAGCCACUGAUUGGGACACGGGGCCUGCUGCCCUGCCACCUGUACCUGCGACAGCUGCAGCAGCAUUUCCGGGGCCACAAUUGGAAGGCCAUGGGUGCGGCACCCACCCUGCUCUGGCUGCUCGACCCGGCCCACAUGGACUCCAACCUGGAUGCCCUGGCACUGCUGGGCCUGGGCAUCUCGGUGUUUGUCCUGCUGACUGGCUGUGCCAACAUGUUGCUCAUGGGGUCCCUCUGGGUGCUCUACAUGUCCCUGGUCAACGUGGGUCAGAUCUGGUAUGCCUUUGGGUGGGAGGCCCAACUCCUGGAGACGGGGUUCCUGGGCAUAUUCCUUUGCCCGUUCUGGACACUGUCCCGGCUGCCGCGGUGGACACCCGUGCCGUGGGUGGUCUUGUGGGGAUUCCGGUGGCUCAUCUUCAGAAUCAUGCUGGGAGCGGGUCUGAUCAAGCUUCGCGGUGACCAGUGCUGGUGGGACCUGACCUGUAUGGACUUCCACUACGAGACACAGCCAGUGCCCAACCCUAUGGCCUACUUCUUGCACCACUUGCCCUGGUGGUUCCACCGCCUGGAGACACUCAGCAACCACUUCCUGGAGCUCGUGGUCCCCUUCUUCCUCCUCCUGGGGCGGCGCAUGUGCAUCCUGCACGGGGCCUUGCAAACCCUCUUUCAGGUGGUUCUCAUCAUCAGUGGCAACCUGAGCUUCCUGAACUGGCUGACCAUGGUGCCCAGCAUCGCCUGCUUUGACGACGCUGCCCUGAGCUUCCUGUUCCCCUCUGGGGCCGGCAGUGUCAAGGACCGAGUCCGGAAGCUGCAGAAGGAGAUGCUGGAGACCCCGCGCCCACAGACCUACAGCCACUUGGUGCGGCGCGUGGUCAAUGUCCUGCUGGCGGUCCUGUUGGCUGCGCUCAGCGUCCCUGUGGUCAUGAACUUACUGAGCCCCGGGCAGGUCAUGAAUGGCUCCUUCAACUCACUCAGAAUCGUCAACACCUAUGGGGCCUUCGGCAGCAUCACGAAGGAGCGCACAGAGGUGGUCCUGCAGGGCACAGCCAGCAGCAACGCCAGCUCACCCGAUGCCCUGUGGGAGGAAUACGAGUUCCCCUGCAAGCCAGGUGGCCUGCAGCGCCGGCCCUGCCUCGCCUCACCCUACCACCACCGCCUCGACUGGCUCAUGUGGUUCGCCGCCUUCCAGACCUACGAGCAGAAUGAGUGGAUACUGCACCUAGCAGGCAAACUCCUGGUCAACGACCCUGACGCCACCUCACUGCUGGCCCAAAAUCCGUUCCAGGGCCGCCACCCACCCAGGUGGAUACGCGCAGAACACUUCAAGUACAAAUUCAGCCGGCCGGGAGGUGUGCAUGCUGCGGAGGCCAAGUGGUGGAUCCGCAAGAGGAUCGGCCCCUACUUCCCUCCUCUCAGCCUCUCCGACCUCAAAGGCUAUUUCCAGUCCCAGCACUGGCCCCUCCCAGAGCUUGCCACUAAGGGGAAAUAAAGGGGCCUCACCAGGUCA
This is a messenger RNA of Suncus etruscus (white-toothed pygmy shrew), 1731 nucleotides long. RefSeq names its product lipase maturation factor 1 (gene LMF1). Gene Ontology annotation, biological process: protein maturation. The record is from RefSeq and is a predicted model, not a curated record. Lineage: Eukaryota; Metazoa; Chordata; Mammalia; Eulipotyphla; Soricidae. The transcript is spliced from 11 exons. Gene Ontology annotation, cellular component: endoplasmic reticulum membrane. Bases 22 to 1713 code for a protein of 563 amino acids.